Eremothecium sinecaudum is the source of this 435-nucleotide messenger RNA. It is a transcript of the gene AIM19, whose product is annotated as Aim19p. Bases 1 to 435 code for a protein of 144 amino acids. The transcript has a single exon. The record is from RefSeq and is a predicted model, not a curated record. NCBI's taxonomy places the organism in Eukaryota, Fungi, Ascomycota, Saccharomycetes, Saccharomycetales, Saccharomycetaceae. Gene Ontology annotation, cellular component: mitochondrion.
AUGUCUAAUAAUAACUCAGUGGAUUAUUGGAAGCAGCUGUCUCAGUCGCCAGUUGUGCCCUGGUUCAACAGUGCUCUGCUGUUCUUCACUCCUUUGAUUUCGCCCGCAGUGGAAGCGCCGGCGUCUAUAGCUCUGCGCAAUGCCAGCGGAUUGAUGUCCUUCUUUAGCAGACCGAAGUACUUUGGUCCUACUGCGAAGACGUCCAUUUUAUUUGGCGCGGCACAGGCCCUCGGGGGGUUUAUUCUACAAGACGGCGAUGCAGAAUCAGGUUCCGGAUUCUUGGCUGCAUGGUCUACAUUGUAUAUGCUUGUUGGCGGCCGCGGCUCUCUAAAAGCCCUACGCUACGGAAGAGUCUGGCCUUUGCUUCUAUCUUCAAUCAGUAGUGCUAGUGCGGUCUUGUAUGGAAGAAGAUUCCUCACCGGGCACUUUGAGUGA